AUGUCCUUUUACGAAGAGACCGACGACGAGGAGUUCCUCUCUGAGGAGCUGCCCCCGCUCAAGCUCGACUUCGACGCGUUCCAGCGGCAGGUCUUGGAGUCCCCAGUGGCGCGCAAGGUCACGUCCUGGAAGCGCACCUCCCGCGGACGAGCACACGAGAUCUUCAUCGUAUAUGGCGAGGACGGCGUCCCGCCGGAGGGUUACGUCGCACGCUUUUCGCGCUACGUAGAGGAGCCGGCGAAGUUGCGCAGCGAAGCCGCCACCAUGCAAUACGUGCGAACGCACACCAGCAUCCCCGUCCCCGACAUCCUCGCCAUCUCCGAAAACCCUGCAAACGGCGUGGGCGCCCAAUUCGUCUUGAUGGGCCGCGCGCCCGGCGCACCCCUCGACACGCUGUGGCCAGCACUCAGCGACGAUCACAAACGUGUCGCCCUCCGCCAGAUCGCCAGCGUCCUCGCCCAGCUCGCCACCCUUCGCUUCGACAAGAUCGGCUCGCUGCGUGACGACGGCACGGUCGGGCCACUCAUCUACGCGCGUGGGCAGCGUGGCACGGACCGCGUCGAGGCACACGCCAUGGGGCCCUUCACCGACACGCUCAGCUGGCUCGAGGCGUACCUGAGUGUCAUUGGCGAGCUCGCCGAACACCUGCGCCCGAAGCUCGCUGAGGUGGCGACGCUGCUGCGCGAGUGCACGGCAGAACCGGGGCCGCCACUGGCGCCACCGUUCAGGCUCAUGCACAUGGACUUCGACGCGCAGAACUUGAUGUUCUCGAACCCGAGCGUUACCGGGGAAGAACCGAAGCUGACGAGCGUGAUCGACUGGGAAUACGCGCAAACCGGCCCGCUAUACUACCUAUACGAGUACCCUGCCUUCUUAGUUGACGGCAUGACGGAGGAGGAGCAGGCAGAGAAUAGCGAGUGGCGGGACUUCCUGGCAAAGGCGAUAUGGGAACAAUUUCCCGAGGACUCGGAGGAGCGGGAGGAGGCGAUGGCAUGCUUGCCGGAUGGGAGGUCUUCGCGAUUAAAUGGCUUCAAGGACCUCUUCAUCACGCAUUGCAAUGUCGACCUUGUCGACGCCGCUGUUGGAGACUAUGUUCAGGAGGAAAAGGCAGGGACUGGGAAGCCUUACGGCCGACUGUCGGACAGUGGGUCAGCAACAGCCAGUGAUUGAGAUGUUCGUUCACGCUUGGCUGGCUUCGUGUCCGAAGUGAUUCGCCCUUGGAAGCCCACCUAGAAAAGAUGAUAGAAAGUCAAGAACUCCCGGAGUGCAGUUCGCCGUUUAUUGGUUUGUUUUGUAGCGUUGACAUGUACAACGGCUUGCAGUACAUACUCGGGAAGUAGGGCACUUCGUAUCUAUAGCAGUAUAUAUGUAGCAAAGGAAGCUGUAUCAAUAUUUCUGACCUUGA
Schizophyllum commune H4-8 is the source of this 1405-nucleotide messenger RNA. RefSeq lists its product as uncharacterized. The record is from RefSeq and is a predicted model, not a curated record. The transcript has 2 exons. Bases 1 to 1170 code for a protein of 389 amino acids. Lineage: Eukaryota; Fungi; Basidiomycota; Agaricomycetes; Agaricales; Schizophyllaceae.